AUGAGUGUGCAGGAAGUCAGCUUCAAGUCCUUCACGGACCAAAAGCCUGGAACAUCAGGCCUGCGAAAAAAGGUCGUUGUCUUCCAACAACCUCACUACAGCGAAUCGUUCGUUACUAGCAUUCUGUUAUCCAUCCCAGAAGGUGUCGAGGGUAGCUUCCUGGUCAUUGGUGGUGAUGGACGAUACUGGAAUCCUGAGGUGGUGCAAUUGAUCGCGAAGAUUGGGGCUGCCUAUGGUGUGAAAAAGCUUUUGAUCGGACAAGGCGGUAUUCUGAGCACACCUGCCGCCAGUCAUAUCAUUCGUAAGCGUAAAGCUACUGGUGGUAUCUUAUUGACUGCUAGUCACAAUGCUGGAGGUCCUAAGAAUGAUUUCGGUAUCAAGUACAACCUUGCGAACGGUGGGCCAGCUCCCGAAUCUGUUACGAAUAAGAUCUUCUCAACGUCGAAGACCCUCACAUCAUAUAAGAUCGCAGAUAUUCCAGAUGUUGAUAUCAACACCAUUGGCAAGACAACAUACGGACCUUUAGAGGUGGAGAUCAUUGACUCGUGCGCGGAUUAUACAGAGAUGCUGAAGAGCAUCUUUGACUUUCCCUUGAUCAAGAAAUUCUUUGAAUCACACAACGACUUCAAGGUCCUAUUCGACGCUCUUAGUGGGGUUACAGGUCCAUACGGGAAGGCAAUCUUCGAGCAGGAAUUUGGAUUGUCCAGUGCCAGCACGCAAAACUGCAUUCCAUCGCCAGAUUUCAAUGGUGGCCACCCAGAUCCCAACCUUACCUACGCUCACUCGCUGGUCGAGGCUGUUGAUAAGGGCAAGAUUCACUUUGGAGCUGCUAGCGAUGGAGAUGGAGAUCGUAACAUGAUCUACGGUGCCAAUGCAUUUGUUUCUCCUGGAGAUAGCUUGGCAAUCAUUGCUCACCACGCUCAACUCAUUCCAUACUUCAAAAAGCAAGGUGUCUACGGCUUAGCCCGUAGUAUGCCAACUUCAGGAGCCGUUGAUCUUGUUGCCAAAGCUCAAGGAUUGAACUGCUACGAGGUUCCCACCGGUUGGAAAUUUUUCUGCGCACUUUUCGACGCCGACAAGCUGUCAAUUUGUGGUGAGGAGUCUUUCGGAACUGGUAGUAACCAUAUACGCGAGAAAGAUGGACUUUGGGCUGUUGUUGCCUGGCUAAACAUCAUAGCUGGUAUUGGAGAGGCCAACCCAGAAAUUACUCCAAGCAUCUCCAAGAUCCAGCAUGACUUCUGGAGCAUUUAUGGUCGAACUUUCUUCACGAGAUACGACUAUGAGAACGUCAGCAGCGAGGGUGCCGCCCAAGUUGUCAAAGAUUUGACUGCCAAGAUUGAGGAUACGUCGUUCAUCGGCUCAAAAAUUGGCGACCGCACAGUUGCCGAUGCUGGAGACUUCUCUUACACCGAUCUCGAUGGUAGUGUCUCUCCCAACCAGGGUCUUUACGUCAAAUUCUCUGAUGGCUCCCGAAUUGUUGUUCGACUCUCAGGGACGGGUAGCUCAGGCGCGACAAUUCGCUUGUACAUCGAGAAGCAUACUAGUGACGCCAAGACAUACGGUCAGGAUGCUCAGGAAUUCCUGAAGCCGGAUAUCCAAUUCUCUACGGACCUUUUGAAGUUCCAGGAGCACAUUGGACGAACCGAGCCUGAUGUGAAGACGUAG
Messenger RNA from Cadophora gregata, 1665 nucleotides. It is a transcript of the gene PGM2, whose product is annotated as Phosphoglucomutase-2. Gene Ontology annotation, biological process: carbohydrate metabolic process. Lineage: Eukaryota; Fungi; Ascomycota; Leotiomycetes; Helotiales; Ploettnerulaceae. The transcript is spliced from 4 exons. Gene Ontology annotation, cellular component: cytosol. The record is from RefSeq and is a predicted model, not a curated record. The coding region runs from base 1 to 1665 and encodes 554 amino acids. Gene Ontology annotation, molecular function: phosphoglucomutase activity.